This is a messenger RNA of Colletotrichum lupini, 2079 nucleotides long. RefSeq names its product aldehyde dehydrogenase. Lineage: Eukaryota; Fungi; Ascomycota; Sordariomycetes; Glomerellales; Glomerellaceae. The transcript is spliced from 8 exons. The record is from RefSeq and is a predicted model, not a curated record. Gene Ontology annotation, molecular function: aldehyde dehydrogenase (NAD+) activity. Bases 1 to 2079 code for a protein of 692 amino acids.
AUGCCGUUCACCAGCGGCCCCUCUGUCGGCCGGCUCCGUUUCCCCUUGGUCGGCAUCUUCCACCCUGCGUGCCUGCAUCGCCAGAAGGUCCAGACAUGCAAUUUGUUCCAUUUGGCACCGAUUCCCAUCUUGAACCUCUGCAUACGAUGUACGAUUGUACCUUAUCCAACGAGUCGAAUGCACUCAGAGAUGCUAUGCGACUCUGUAUACAACGCUCAAUCCACGCUCCGCAACCAAGUCUACCUUACCUCGAUGACAGACAGGCAUCCCAGCCCUCCGUCACCGAGAAUGAUUCAUCAACACUCCGGCGCUGACAAACCCCCUCCACCAACCUCUGUCAUCUAUCCCCAGCCGUUCACACAACUCUUUUACCCCGAUCCCCGGCAAAUCCUUCCAAGAUUAUAUUGCUUACCCCAGAGGAUGCGGGCUGAGGAACGGGGAGAGUUGCUUAUUGCAGGCCCCCCGCGGCUCCAUCUUUGUCUAUCUCAACUGCCGUCAAACCUAAAUCCUCCGCCCUCGAACCCCUCCCUUCUCCGCAGGAACAUGGAGCAGCGUGGCAUUUCGGCUGCGUUCCAGCUAUACCGGCUGAGACAAGUUUUUGCUGGCAUAUCUGCCUCUUCAGAACUCUCCGCAGCCAUGGGAUACCUGCUUGAUUCGACAGCGGAUAACAUGAAGUUCUACAACGUCAUCAACGGCGAGCGCCGUGGGAGCGAUAACCACCACCAAUGCACAGAUCCCCGCACCGAGGAACCGCUCUGGGAUGCUCCCCUUGCCACGACGCAGGAUCUCGAGGAAGCCGUUGCAGCCGCUCAGAAGGCCCUCAAGACUUGGUCCAAGACUACGAUCGAAGAGAGAUCCAACCUCUUGCGCAAGAUUGUGGAGGUUUAUACCAUCCACAAGGAUGAGCUGAAAGAAAUCGUCAUGAAAGAGACGGGGAAAUCGAGUCUCAUGGCCGACAUCGAAAUCACAAAUACUUGCAAUCAAACCUCGUACUAUUCAAAUGUUCACCUCGAAGAUGAAGUCACUUUCGAGGACGACAACAUCAAGAUCGUCGCCACUCACCAACCACUGGGUAUCGUGGGGGCUAUCUGUCCUUGGAACUUCCCUCUCAUCUUGUCAAACAUCAAAGUGGCAUCCUCGCUCAUCACCGGCAACUGCAUCAUCGUCAAACCCUCGCCCUUCACUCCGUAUUCUGUCAUGAAAUCCAUCGAGCUGCUCAUCGACGUCUUUCCUCCCGGUGUCGUACAGGUAGUCAACGGCGGCGUCGACUUGGGUAUCGCAAUGACCUUGCAUCCAGGCAUCGCCAAGAUCAGCUUCACCGGGACAAUUGCCACAGGAAAGAGCGUCAUGGCGAGCUGCGCAAAGACGCUCAAGCGCUUGACCUUGGAGCUAGCGGGCAACGACGCGGCGAUCGUGACUGACGACAUUGACAUUGCAAAGGUGGCAGGACAGGUCGCGCAAGGAUGCUUCUUCAACGCCGGGCAGAUGUGCGUCGCAACGAAGCGAGUUUACGUCCACGAUUCGGUGUAUGAAAAAUUCCUGGAUGCCUUCAAGAGCGCAGUUGCCGAGAAAUACGUCAUCACCAAGGAUGCCCACGCACCCAGUUUGUUCGGCCCCGUCUCGAACAAGAUGCAGUAUAAUGUUGUCAAGGAUAUUUAUGACCACUACAAGAAGAAUGGCUUCAAUAUGAUUGCUGCGGACCAUCCCGAAGACUCCAAAGGCUUCUGGAUACCCCCGACCAUUGUCACAAAGCCUCCUGAUGACUCUAUCUUGGUCAAGGAAGAACAAUUUGGCCCGAUAGUACCCAUCUUAUCUUGGACAGAGGAAGACGAGUUGUUCCAGCGAGUCAACCUGGCCAACGCUGGUCUCGGGUCGUCUGUCUACUGCCGCGAUCUAGGCCGUGCCGAGAGCCUCGCCCGGAGGGUGGAGGCGGGAACAGUCGCUAUCAACCUCCCCGAGAUACCGCACCACGGAGGUUACUUCUCCGGCAUGAAGGACAGCGGCCAUGGGGGCGAGAUGGGCAAACACGGCCUUCAUUCAUACUGUUACACGCAGAGUCUGCAAUUCGGCAAGAGUUGA